GUGGAGAACCUGAAAAUCAUCGAAGCUCUCAUUUUAUCUUCAACCAGAGGUUGCCUAUCGAUAAGAAACAGGUGCCCAAUCCCAUUUCUUUCUUCAUUCUCCACACAAAUUCAAUCCCUCUCUCUCCUAAUCCUUAUUCUCCAAUUCGCCUCCGUCCAUGGCGUCCACCGCCGCUUCCCCCGCCUUCUGCGCCAUUCCCAAGGCGGCGGCCUCCACCGCCAGGGCUGCCGCAGUCUCCUCCCCUCGAUUCCUCGCUAAACCCUCCCUCCGCCGCCUCGGCUUCUCCUCCGCCACCGCGGACCCCCUCCUCUCCCACCACGUCGCCGCGAAGCUAAUGUCGUUCAGAACCUCCUCGAAGCCGGUGCGCGGCGUCGCCUCGAUGGCGAAGAAGAGCGUCGGCGACCUGUCCGCGGUGGACCUCAAGGGGAAGAAGGUGUUCGUCAGAGCGGAUCUGAAUGUGCCUCUGGACGACAAUCAGAACAUCACGGAUGACACAAGGAUUCGAGCUGCUGUUCCGACCAUUCAGCACUUGAUCAGCAAUGGCGCUAAAGUCAUUCUCUCCAGUCACUUGGGCCGGCCGAAAGGCGUCACCCCAAAAUACAGCUUGGCGCCCAUUGUUCCUCGGCUAUCCGAGUUGCUCAAGAUUCAGGUUGUGAAAGCCGACGAUUGCAUUGGCCCGGAGGUUGAGAAACUGGUGGAGUCACUCCCGGACGGCAGCGUCCUUCUGCUCGAAAAUGUUCGGUUCUACAAAGAGGAAGAAAAAAACGACCCCGAAUUCGCAAAGAAACUUGCUGCAUUAGCUGAUCUAUACGUAAACGAUGCAUUUGGCACUGCACACAGAGCGCACGCUUCGACUGAGGGCGUCACGAAAUUCUUGAAGCCCUCAGUCUCUGGUUUCCUUCUCCAAAAGGAACUCGACUAUCUCGUUGGCGCUGUUUCGAGCCCAAAAAGACCGUUUGCCGCCAUUGUAGGCGGAUCGAAGGUCUCGUCUAAGAUCGGAGUGAUCGAAUCGCUGCUCGAGAAGUGCGAUAUAUUGCUGUUGGGCGGCGGUAUGAUCUUCACAUUUUACAAGGCGCAAGGGCUGUCUGUUGGAUCGUCUCUAGUCGAAGCUGACAAGCUCGAUCUUGCCACGUCACUCCUGCAAAAGGCGAAGGAAAAAGGGGUCGAUCUCUUGCUGCCGACCGAUGUUGUUAUAGCUGACAAGUUCGCUCCCGAUGCAGACAGCAAGAUUGUGCCGGCAUCUGCAAUCCCGGAUGGGUGGAUGGGUUUGGACAUUGGCCCUGACUCUAUCAAGACGUUCAACAGUGCCCUCGAGACUACUCAGACCGUCAUCUGGAAUGGGCCUAUGGGCGUGUUCGAGUUCGAUAAGUUUGCGGUCGGGACAGAGGCAAUAGCGAACAAGCUGGCGGAGCUGAGUAAGAAGGGAGUGACGACGAUCAUCGGCGGGGGAGAUUCGGUGGCGGCAGUGGAGAAGGUGGGGGUGGCGGAGGUGAUGAGCCACAUCUCGACUGGUGGCGGCGCCAGUUUGGAGUUGUUGGAAGGGAAAGAACUGCCGGGCGUGUUGGCCCUCGACGAAGCUGUCCCGGUCCCGGCGUAAGAAGGUGACCGGCGUGGCGUUUACAUCAAUUAAUUUUUUGUUACCAUAAUAUUCCGGUGACCGGAAUUAUGUUUGUUUUCUUGCCCAUGGAUUGGUUUUGUGUUUGUGUUGUAAACGAAGGAAAUUUAAUGAAA
Molecule: messenger RNA, 1731 nt
Organism: Andrographis paniculata
Lineage: Eukaryota; Viridiplantae; Streptophyta; Magnoliopsida; Lamiales; Acanthaceae
Product: phosphoglycerate kinase, chloroplastic
Exons: 6
Coding region: 158-1597 (479 amino acids)
Biological process (GO): glycolytic process; gluconeogenesis
Cellular component (GO): cytosol
Molecular function (GO): phosphoglycerate kinase activity; ADP binding; ATP binding
Source: RefSeq, a predicted model, not a curated record